Messenger RNA from Acaulospora colombiana, 727 nucleotides. Lineage: Eukaryota; Fungi; Glomeromycota; Glomeromycetes; Diversisporales; Acaulosporaceae. The record is from the annotation of a GenBank genome assembly.
GACGUGUUCAUUCACCCAUCAUCUGUACUCUUCCAUCAAAAUCCUCCGAAUUGGCAUAAUUUCCAUGUAUCGGGCUCAACUGAUGAAACUGAGACAGGCAUUUUCGACUCGGUAUGGCAAAGAUGCUUUAUCUCGAAUAGAUUUCAACACAGUCGACGGGUUUCAAGGCCAAGAGAAAGAUAUAAUUAUACUAUCAUGCGUUAGAGCUGGUCCAAAUAUAACCACCAUCGUGGACACGUCAUACACCAGAAAUGAUACUAUGAAAACAUCGUCCUUGAAUAAGAAAGAACAAGCGGACGGGAAGAUGGAAAUAUUUACCCCAGCAGCACUGAAGGCUUUCAACGCACGACGAAAGUUGGAGCUGGAUACAAGUAGUUCCAUUUCAGAACUGCAUGAAAAAGAGCAUGAUAUUCCUUCUGAAGUCGAAAUUCAUGGCCCUUUAAUAAAACAAAGGCUUGCGAGCGUGUCUAGCGUUGGUGAAGACAACGAGCAAACGGGCGACGUAACUUUGUCUUCAUUGAGCCGGAAACGAGCACUCUCAACCAGCGACGAUAUCCCACGACCGGCCCCUACGUCGCGUCCCAAUGUAUCAGACGGAAACAUUGAUCACCCUCACAAACCACAACCAGAAGGAUCUUCAAGCAAGCCCGUGCGCCCGAGGCCUCCUCCCAAGUCAAAGGCUCCUAACUUAUUCAUUCCCAAAAAGCCAGCUGUACGUUUACAAUAA